AUGGCGGGGCAGAACCUCUCCUUCAUUCUCGAGGGCAUCCAUCAGGUCAAGUACGAGGACCGCCCAGUCCCCGACUUGAAGAACCCCCAUGAUGUACUCAUCAACGUCAAGUACACUGGGAUCUGUGGCAGCGAUGUACACUAUUGGGAGCACGGUGCUAUUGGCCAAUUCGUCGUCAAGGACCCCAUGGUUCUCGGGCACGAGUCGGCCGGCAUUAUCAGCCAGGUCGGGUCCGCAGUCACCACCCUAAAGGUCGGCGACCGCGUCGCCAUGGAGCCCGGCAUCUCCUGCCGCCGGUGCGAGCCCUGCAAGGCGGGCAAGUACAACCUCUGCGAGAACAUGGCUUUUGCAGCUACUCCGCCUUAUGAUGGCACGCUAGCCAAGUAUUAUGUGCUGCCCGAGGAUUUCUGCUAUAAGCUUCCCGAUCAUCUGUCUCUGCAGGAGGGAGCUCUGAUGGAGCCUCUGAGCGUGGCUGUGCAUAUCGUCCGGCAGGCCUGCGUGAGCCCCGGCCAAUCGGUCGUGGUGUUCGGCGCCGGCCCCGUGGGCUUGCUCUGCUGCGCGGUGGCGACGGCAUUUGGGGCGUCUAAGGUGAUAGCGGUGGAUAUCCAACAGCCUCGCCUAGACUUUGCCAAGCAGUAUGCGGUGACAGCGACGUUUCUGCCGGGCAAAGUAUCGGCAAUGAUGAACGCUGAUCGGCUGAAGGAAGAGAAUGGACUGGGUGCUGGUGCGGAUGUGGCGAUCGAUGCUUCGGGUGCGGAACCCUCGGUGCAUACGGGUAUCCACGUCCUGCGAAAUGGCGGCACGUAUGUGCAGGGCGGUAUGGGCCGGAGCGAAAUCCAGUUUCCGAUCAUGGCGGCUUGCUCCAAGGAGUUGAACAUCAAGGGCAGCUUCAGAUAUGGAAGCGGGGACUACAAGCUGGCAGUUGGCUUGGUCUCCUCGGGCAAGGUGGAUGUGAAGAAGUUGAUCACUGGCACCGUCAAAUUUGAGGAGGCUGAGCAGGCGUUUAAGGAGGUCAAGGCCGGAAAGGGCAUUAAGACUCUCAUCGCCGGCAUCGAC
Molecule: messenger RNA, 1056 nt
Organism: Penicillium lagena
Lineage: Eukaryota; Fungi; Ascomycota; Eurotiomycetes; Eurotiales; Aspergillaceae
Product: NAD(P)-dependent alcohol dehydrogenase
Exons: 2
Biological process (GO): D-sorbitol catabolic process
Molecular function (GO): L-iditol 2-dehydrogenase (NAD+) activity; zinc ion binding
Source: RefSeq, a predicted model, not a curated record